Camarhynchus parvulus is the source of this 1092-nucleotide messenger RNA. It is a transcript of the gene TRMT112, whose product is annotated as tRNA methyltransferase subunit 11-2. NCBI's taxonomy places the organism in Eukaryota, Metazoa, Chordata, Aves, Passeriformes, Thraupidae. Gene Ontology annotation, biological process: tRNA methylation; peptidyl-glutamine methylation; rRNA (guanine-N7)-methylation. The transcript is spliced from 4 exons. Gene Ontology annotation, molecular function: protein heterodimerization activity. Bases 51 to 428 code for a protein of 125 amino acids. The record is from RefSeq and is a predicted model, not a curated record.
CGGUAACCGCGUAUUGCCGGAAGUGACGCACCGGAAGCGGAAGCGGCGCCAUGAAGCUGCUGACCCACAACCUGCUGAGCUCCCACGUGCCGGGGCUGCGGCCCGGGGGCGGAUUCCCCCUGCGGAUCGAGGCCGCCGAGGUUCGGGUCCGCCCGGUGCCGUUCAACGCCGCCUUCGUGUCCCGCUUGGUGCCGCGGCUGCGCUGGGACGCGCUGAGGGAGGCGGCGGAGAGCUUGGGGCGCCCCUCGGAGCUGCCCCCCGAGCCCAGCCCGGGCUACGAGACCGACGAGGAAUUCCUGCGGCGCCUCCACCACGUCCUGCUCGAGGUGGAGGUGCUCGAGGGGUCCCUGCAGUGCCCGGACUCGGGGCGGCGCUUCCCCAUCUCCAGGGGGGUCCCCAAUCUGCUCCUGAGCGAGGACGAGGCCUGAGGGGGCGUUCAGAACCCCCCAGAAAUGGAGCUGAGCGGAAAAAUCCCGAAUUUCUACGGUUUUACCCCAAAAAACGGCGCCCGAAUUUCCUCCCGCGCUCAAGCGCUGAGGGGCGUGGCUUGAGCAGCCUCAUUUGCAUGUGGGUGUGGUCACUCUGAUACCCCUCCCCUAUGCAAAUUUUUCUAUUUGCAUUUUGGGCGGGAAUUGUUUUCUUUGCAUAAUGGGAGGAAUUUUCCUUUUUUUUUUUCCUGAUUUCUCUUUUUUUCUCCCUAAAUUUCACCUUCCCUCCCAAAUUUCCCAGUUUUGCCCCAAAUCCUUUUAAUUUCUCACAAUUUCAGUAUUAUUUUUCCCCAAAUCCCGGUUUUUAUCUCAAAAUCCUCCAGUUUUGCCCUCAGAUUCCUCUCCUUAUCUGUCCCUUGUUCCCCCAAAAUCCAGAUUUUACCCAAAAUCUCAUCUUUUUGCCCUCAAUCUUUUAUAUUUUGCCACCAAAUCCUCCUUUGUGCCCCAAUCCCCUCCUUUUUACCCCCAAAUCUUCCCUUUUUAUUCCAAACCUCCCGUUUUUUCCCAAAACCUCAUCUUUUUUCCCCAUAUUUCUCUUCCCCACAUUGUGGCUUGUUGCAUUUGUAAUAUUUCCCAGAAAUUUAAUAAAAAUACCUUUUUUUUU